Xyrichtys novacula (pearly razorfish) is the source of this 9010-nucleotide messenger RNA. The record is from the annotation of a GenBank genome assembly. Lineage: Eukaryota; Metazoa; Chordata; Actinopteri; Labriformes; Labridae.
GUUGUAAAGUGUUUGGUUGGAGGAGCGGCUCGGUCGUGUGAGGGGAGUUUCCCUGCUGACUACCGCAGACCUCAUCCUAACACACAUACUGGACUAGCAAGCGAGCUAGCUGCACAACACACACACUGUUUCAGUCUAAAUCAAGCUUACUGUCCCCUUUUCUUCACAAAGACAACAUGGAUUUGAACAAAAUCUUGUCACAGCUUGAAUCUUCCGACGAGGAGGAAACCGAGAAGCUUCUUGAGCAGUUUAACCGGGAGGUGAGUCAACCAAAACAAACAGCCUGGCUAACGUUAGCUAGCUAGCUUGACAAGCGGCAUUGAGCGAGCUUGACGACUUUAUAUCAAGCUUGGCCGAGAUGUUUAAUCUAUUUUACCACAUUUAGCGUGCUGGGUAAAAAAUAGUCAUUACGUUUUUGUUAAAAACAUUUAUAAUCUGAGGAUAUUGUUUACAUCGGCAGGAUGGUGUUGCUAAUGCUAACGCUGCUGCCAUCCGGUUUUGUUGUUUUAUACAGUGUCAGCAAAUGGUCUUUUUAAGGUUCCAAUGAAAUAUGUAUGAGUUAAUAUUAUUCUUAUAAAGGCUGGAGUUUAUUUUGUUUAAAACACGUUAACAACGAAGCUAAAGUGCUCUCCAUCCUCACUGAGCAUCUCCUGUUUCAGAAUAGCCACACCUUCAUUUUCGAGAAAAAGGAGGAAACUCUCCGGAGUGUGAGUAUGGUCACCUGAAUAGUUCAAUAUUAGACGAUAAUGUAACCAGAGCUGUGUCAAAUCUAUAUUCUCCCUUCUAUGUGGCAUUACAGAGGCUGUGCCAGAGUGUGUUGACUGUACUCGGGAGGCAGGUGCAGCCCAGCUGUCAGAGGACAUGUCUAGAGACGCUCCGCAUCCUCUCCAGAGACAAGCAUGUCCUAAAACCUGUAGCCACCCGGGAAGGCAUGUUGAUCCUGGGACGAAUGGCGAGGCUGCAGCCUGGAGAGGAUGGAGGUGACAACCAGGAAAGCACUCAGGAAAACACCCAGUCAGAUGAGGAGGAGAGGGUGGUUAUUGAGGCCCUGAAGUGCCUUUGCAAUGUGGUUUAUAACAGUCCUGCAGCUCAGCAGGUCAGUGUAGAUGUGCAGCUGGCCCAUGGCCUUUGCAGAGGUCUGCGUACAGCCAGCACAUGGAACCAUGAGGUCGGUCUUUUUACACUUCGCCUCCUUUUCCUGCUGUCUGCCCUGAGGCCAGAUGUGCGUGGGGUUAUGAGGACAGAAUUGCACGCUAUAAAGCUCCUGACAGAGGUGCUGGAGCACACGUUGGAUGUGCGCUGGGUCGGUCCAUAUGAGGCUGCCCCACCAGACCCACAGACCCUGCCCAUGCCUGCAGAGGAUAAUGAGAGAGCAAUGGAGGCGCUGAAAGCCUCAUUCAACCUAACGCUGUCAUGCACUGGUGGUGAGGUGAGUGUGCGGAAGUCUGUGAGAGUAUGUAAUGUUACAGGGUGUCUUGUACUGAGAAACUGAAAGCAGGCUAGGGGUGCACAAAUAAUGAGAAUGAAAACUGAUGAAAUAACUAAUAAUAGAAGAAUUACUUCGGUUGGAUGACAACUUUAAAAAUCAGAGGUUACAGAGUGCUUUACCAAGGAAAAACUGAUAAGAUACAAUAAACUAACAAUGAAUUACAAUAAAAUAAAAGGUGAACAACAAUGCACAACUGAACAAGUAUGAGCAAGUCUGAAUGAAUGAGUUUGAAGCUGCUUUUUGAAAGUGUCAGGAUUGUCCAAUGGUCCAACAAACAGUAGCAGAAAGUUCAUUAGUGUUGGAGCUACAACUGCAAAUGCACAGUCUUCUUAGGUCUUAAGCCUGGAAUGUGAGAUGAUCAACAAACCCUAAUUAGAGGACCGCAGAGUCUUGCUGAGAUGUCGGUAUCUUGAACUGGAUUCUGGAGUUUAUGGGAUGUCCAUUUAUAGACCAUUAUCUGCCAUCUAGUUUUAAAUAUUGCUAGAGCAGUCCAGAAAGUUGACCAAAAUGGAAGCGAUUUUGGAUGGAUCAUCUGCAUAAAAUUUGUAAGAAAAGUAGGCCCAAAUUGAACAAAACUGAGCUUUGAAGGAUUCCAGGGAUGUGUUUAAUAAGGUAUUAUUGUCCACUGUAACAUAGAUACAUUUGAAUCCUACAACAGCCCGAUUUUAUAUAGCUGCUAUACAUCUGUUUAACAUUUUGUUCAAAUACUUUAAAUCAAUAUACAAUAGAAUGUACAUGAAGAUAAAAUGCCUAACACACUUCAAGUCACUCAUUAUUAUUAUUAGUGUGUGACAGAGAGGUAUCACAGGUCAUUCCUUCCUGCAGCUGUCAGACUCCAACCUCAGUGUACAAUAAAUCAUAACAUUAUGUAUAUUUUUGUACACAUGUAAAUAUGACUCAUAUACAUAUAUUUUCUUAACUCUAAGUUUCUUUAUCAUUUAAUUUCUCUUUUUGUGUCUGUACUAUGCUGCUGUAAAUUUGGAAUUUCCCCCUGUGGGACUAUUAAAGGAACAUCUUAUCUUAACAAGAGUGAAUGGAAAGCCAAGAAGAUUUUUGUAAAACUAAGUAUCAGGUGUGUUGGGAAGUCCCUCUAAACAGGCUCAGAGUUCAGCAAUUUUUAAAGCUCUGUGAGAAGUUAGGGUUAACCCGGCUGUUGCACAUAAAAACCUAACCUAAACCCAGCAUCAGUCCACUUUAAUUUGACUUAGUGCAACUUGAUGGCAAGAAUUUCAGAAAAUCAAACCGGCAGACCUCUCUGAGAAGGCAUAUAUUCAUGCUGGUUGGACUGAAGGAGAUACAUGACAGCAAAGGCAAAGGCAGCAUUUAUUAUAUCUGUAAGUCUUAAUGAAUACAAACUUCUCUUUGAUCACAAUCCAAACUCCUGCCUCCUCCUGCUGAUUGUUUGUAAAAGCUUUGGUAUCAAUCUUUAUCCUUGUUCUCUUUUUGUGCUUUACACCAUGGAUUAUGUGCGAUUGAAUUUUAAAGUUGCUGCUUUUAAAACAUAACCAUUCACGUCCCUCUCUCUCUCUUUUUUCACUUCAUUAUUUUUUGUUUUGCUUUACCUCUGACCUGAUUAAAACUUGAUAUCCAUUUCUCUCACAUUUUUGAUUUUAUAGGAGGACGAUCACCAGUUCCGACUCAUAGCUGCCAUACUGCGCCAUCUGUUGAUGCAGAGGACUAAAACAGAGGAGAAAACAGAGGAAGCACACAGGUGGGAAAUCUGCUCUUAUGAUAUUUGGCUACUCUGCCCUUUGCAAUCGAUGACCCAGCCCAGUAUAGCAAAUGCAUAUACGUGUCCUUUCCUUUUUACCUCAUGAUUGCUAGUUGACAUGAACGCUCCUGUUCAGCUGAGAGAUUGACUGAACUUUCAAUGCAAAUCGACAAAACCGAAAAGCACGCAGCACUCACUCAGCAGAUCAGCUUGCAUCCAUGUGACAGGAGACCUCAGUAUCACAGGAAAAAACAUUUCUUUGGAGUGGUGUUGGGUGUUUGCAGCAGGACCGUCUCCUUAAGGAAGUUUAUGCAGGAAUGUUAAGAAUCUGUGACCAUUGACUGAAUCACUGACAGAGUGACUGAUCUUAUUCUAGUGGCUUAUUGGGUCUCUGGAGUUUUACCCCUUGAUCAGGUUGAUGUUGUUUUAGUCGGAGAGAGCGACCGAACAGGUUUUCCAGCUUGCUUUGCUGCUCUCCACUAUCCGGCAGAAGUGAGGCACUCGGGUGUGCUGGGAUUUUGUUAGAAAUCUGAUAUGAUAGAUCCUUCAAUCUUGUUUUCCUCUCUCCAGCCAUGCUGUCAACCUGCUGAAUAACCUGCCAGUGUCCUGCCUGGACGUGCUGAUUGACUUGCCUGUACAAGGAGGACAAGAGAAAUAUGGUGGAAAAAACAUGGAUGCAAUCCAGGUGUUACUGGACUUCAUGGAGAAAAGGAUCAACAAGGUAAAAUUCAUCCUCUGCAGCGUGCACUGGAGGAGAUGACUGAAAUGUUUGUACACAGAAAAAGGUUUACUACUAAAUCUGAGUUUGAAACACUGAUAACAAGGCCACUAGCUAAAGGCUUGUUUUAGUUUUUAAUUUCUCCUUAAAUCAUAUAUGUCACUUUGGAGUUAUCUUUUGUGAGACCUUCGUUUGAACUGCUGAUUAUAAUCCUGCUGCUGCACCAGUUUGUAAAGUGUCGGUGGUUUGUGUCACUCCAAGCAGGGCUCCAACUACAAAGAGGGCUUGAGUCCAGUGCUCAGCCUUUUGACUGAAGGAUCCAGGCAUCACAGAGAGAUCCGCAGAUAUAUUAAAGCUCAGGUACGGUCACUGCAAACACUAAACCCAGAGAUAAUGAAAUAUACAGCUCGUUAAUCUCACCGGGAUUGUAACCGGAUCUAAAAGAACUUUGAUAGAUUUUUGAUUCUGUUUUGUUGGUGUGUGUGCGUGUUCAUCUGCAAGAGACUCAUAGAAACAAUACCACCCAAUAAACAGCUGGUAAUGUCUGCCUCUUCAGGUACUCCCCCCACUGAAGGAUGUGAAGAUCAGGCCAGAGAUCGGCAGCACCGUCAGAAACAAACUGGUCCGCCUGAUGACAAACGUGGACAUGGGUGUGAAGCAGACGGCCGCAGAGUUUCUCUUUGUGCUCUGCAAAGAAAGCGGUUAGUGAAGGCAGUGAACAAGUCCUGGGAAACAGACGUAGACCUCUGUGUGUCACUUCUCUAACUUGUGCUCUUGUUUUCCAGUGGACAACCUGUUGAAGUACACAGGAUAUGGGAACGCAGCAGGACUCCUGGUGGCUCGGGGACUUCUUGCAGGAGGUAGAGGAGAAACUCAGUACUCUGAGGAUGAAGACUCGGACACAGAGGAGUACAAAACUGCAAAACCUUUGUGAGUAUUUUGAUCAAAUGACAUUUCAAAUCUGAUAUCUGCAUGUUCAUUAUGGAUUGAUAAUAUAUUCGUAUGUCAUCUGCUUGGUCCAGCAUCAACCCCAUCACUGGUCACGUUGAGGAGCCAAUGCAGAACCCUAUAGAGGAGAUGACGGAGGAGCAGAAGGAGUAUGAAGCAGAAAAGCUCGCCAAUAUGUUUGACAAGUUAUCAAGGUAAACAUAACCAAAAGAAACAGUCCUAGGAUGCAAAAUUUUUUCUGGCAGACUACAUGAAUCAUCAUGUUUCACAGUCGAGUUUGGACAGGAGAGAAACACGGCAUAAUAAAAGGGUAACUAGGAGGGACGUCAUCAUAGGUCUGUGGGGGGAGUCAAACAGGGAUGUUUCAAAACAUGUUUAGAGUCCCAGAGCACUUUGUUUGGAGGGCAUUCUGCUUUAGACAAUUUGAAGUAUAAACUAUCUGAAACUAUGUGGAAAAAAUACCCUUCAGAUCUACAAAACAAACAAGAGACGCAUAGAAAUCUUUGGCAAAUAAUGAACUGUUUUUUUUAGCAGAGGCUCCUCUAAAAUAGUGUUUUGUUGGUCUGCUUUCCUGACUCAAAUUAUUGAUUUCAUUUAUUGUUUCCUCUGCAUAGAGCCCUGCUGUAUUUGCGUUGACCUUUCCUUAGUGAGUAGAGGCUAACGUCAGCCAAGCAUGACGUCUGUACAAAGGUAACCGAGAGAUGCUCCCUGCCAACUGACUUAUCAAAGGAAGAAUCUCUUGCCUUUAGCUGAAGCCUCAAUUAGUCCUGGACUUGCAGCAUGCCGCAGCAUUCAGCCAGAGUAAAUAAAGGCUGCCGGCACGCCACUGCAGCAUCAUCACCACCACUCUGUUAAUUAUCAUCUAAUUGGCGCACACAGUCCCGCUUCUUUUGUGUCCCUCUGUUGUGUCUCUGCCUUUUAAUAACACGUGUCCCGACUUUAUUCUCAUUCUGAAGAGUCUGCCGUUUUCUAGACAGACAGUGGACAAGAGACAGAAGCAAAAAGUAGACAAAGCAAUUUUGGUGGAACGUGGAUGAAGGGGACAAGACGUGGAUGAACAAAUGUGAAGACAGAAGACAGCUGACCUCGUCUUUGUGGAGCGAGAUAAAAGAAGGUUGAGCUGUAAUGAGGCACGUGCGCCCAGAAGAGGAAGAUUCUUGUUUCUCUUCCUCGGUAAAAGAGAUGUGAUGAUGUUGAAGUAAGGCCGCUAAGGAGAUCAGUCGGAGCCCGAGAAGAAUGUGCACCCCUAACUGCUUAACUGGUCCUCCAAUUAGCACAUAUUCUGCAUCCCCACCCACCGCCCACUCCAACCUGCACAACCCCCUUAAAGUCCUCCAUCACACCGAGGAGCAGAGGGGAUGUAUUUUGCCUUAAUUAGGAGAUUUGAUGUUAUAUGUUGUUUAAAUUUCUUUCCUCUUAGUCUUCACUGUACCUGCUGACUCUGGGCCAGAUGUUGUAUAUGCUAAUUAAGAUGUAGAUGUAUGUUAUGGUAGAUUUCACUGCACCACAAGUGUCCUUUUGAAGACCCUUUUCUGUAGUUUUUUCCAGAAACAAGAUUUAAUCAGGAGUCAGUCGGUUUUACAUGUGAAUCUCUUUCAAAUGAAUGUAAGUGUUCCGUUUUAAAUGUGAUGGAUAAUUCUCUGAUGAAUCAUCUCAGAGGGAGCAGUGACACUCAGUGCAGGUAUAAUUGGAUUAGGAUGAAGGGGCAGCCGUGGCUUUGAGGAGAUUAGUCGGAGCGCUGAUCCUGUAAUUAAACUGCCACAGGAGAAGAGAGAGGGAGGGGGAGGCAGGGGUCUGAGGGGGAGAGACGAUGACCCAACAGGGGCGAGUGUCCAUAAAGAGGUGGGGUUAUGGAGUGAGGGUCCUCAGGCACUGAAGCUUUCUAUGAAGUUAGACUGGAAAUGAAAACAUGAGGUUGAGUCGUUGUGAAUGUAAUUAUAACAAGUAGUAACCCUUGUCUUCAUGUCCACAGGCAGAACGUGAUCCGGCCGAUGGGGGUCAGACCCGACGGGACUCUAGCACCUCUUGAGGAAACUCUCUGUGACGCACCUGUGGAAGUCUCAGGAUCAGACUCUGACUAGUGCACUGAACAUCCAGGCCACAUUUUGCGGGCCGCCCUCACUGCCCUCCAACACAACCAAAGCUGUGUCCCAUUUCAAGGACUUGAGCCUUUAAAUGAAGCACAAAUGAAGGUGGAUCCUGUAAGAGCUGAAGCCGGCUGAACCUUAAACGAGAGGGUCUGCAGGCUGCACAGUCGAAAAGUUUUACAAGUUUGAACUAAUCAAAGUCUUUUACUGCAGUAGGUGAACUCACAUGGCGGACAGCACAGUAGAUUAAAGGUGAUAUCAAUAUACAAAGAUUAUUUAUGUGUGCGUGUAUUUCUGCCAGAUGUUUUUACAGCCUACAGCGUAAAGGAGCCAUAAUCCCAAAUCAACCUGUUUCCAAAUACUUGAACAUAAUCUGAAAAUUAUAAAGUGAUAAAGCAACAGUUUAAAUCAUUACUAGUUUCAAAGAGAUCACCUGGAAAACGCUGUUAAUGAGACAAAGCCUCGUUCAGAGUAAGGAGAGGCCUGGUUGACCUCUUAUGGUGAACUUCAGUUCAGAAAUGUGACUUCUGACAAUCAGGCUUCGAACUGGGACACAGCUCGAUACAUCAGCAAAGACAACAGAGGGCCGAUCACGGCUGAGGGCGGGUCUCUGAGGAAGGAAAGGACUUGAUGUGAGGCAGAGACUCUGCAGCAGCAUCAUUGUUGAUAGAGGGCCUCCAUGGUGACUGUUGCACCUUUAAUCUUUAUUUUACUGCUUCCUUCCUAGUUGAGAAAAUAGAGGUAAUAAUAUAAUAUUUGCUGGAUUAUGGGUAUCACAUUAAAAGCACUGUUGUCAUGAUUUGUUAAGGUGUAACUGGGUUUGGAAGAAUCAUUCCUCUUGUGCUUCUGUUUUUUUUAACUCUUAUUUCUGCUGUAUUGUUUCUUGUACUGUCCACAUUUUUGUUUCUUUGUCAAGAAAACUCAAGUGCACAUUAUAAACAUGUAAACAUGAAAUCACUGAGAACUUCGCUCGAGUUCAAAUCACGAGGUCUGUCAAGUUUGGACCACAGGGUUGAUGUAUAUUGUGAAAUCAGGUGGUAUAUGAAUGCACACCAGUGAGUCUCCACAGAAACUUUACAAAUCCAGGUCUCAUUGGCUAAAAGAUAUUUUGGACAUGAACACUACUUCUUUUUAAUCAGAAUUACAGAUUUUAAUAAUUCAACAUUAUUCCAGUGGAUGAAAGUAAACAGACGCUCUGUGCCUGUUGUUGACUUUGAUGAUGAUUGUUUUCUGAUCAGUUACUUUUGCCAAAUCUGCAUGAUGUGAAAAAAGUUCUCUGCUAUGUGAUUUUCUUUUUUGUUUUCUAGAUUGACAUUUUUGUAAAUUUUCUAUAAAUUAAGUUUAUGAGUGUGUGUAAAGUAUGAAAAUUAUGCCUUCACGUGAAUGUGAUUCACUUAAUUAAAAAGCCACCGGAUCUGAAAUCAUCCGUCCCCAGAUGUGAAAACUGCUACACUUGAUGUUUUUAUGAUGAUCACAAUCCAGAGAGACUUAACACUGUUUCAGCCAAAGAACGUGUUAUUGAGAGAAUCUGACGGACACUCGUUUAAAUGUGAAAAAUCACACACAAAUCAUCCAGAUCAAAAUAUCAAAAAGAAAGAUAAAACGAUUCGUGCUCGGCUUCACAUCAACAGAGUAGACAGGACUCGUUAUGAGUUGCUGAACUUCGUUUCAUGUAAACUAUUGGAUGGAUGCCUGUUGACCCGUUUAGUGAGCCACAAAUUUAAAGGUAAAACCAGUAUCAAGUGUCUUAGGGGUCACUACAUGCCUGAAGAAAAACUUCCAGUGUAAAGGCCAAACUUUUUCAACGCUCGUGCUUUUUCCACUCUUUGUUUUGUCUCUUUUUCUAUUUGUCCCGCACCUGUUGAUCGCUUUGUUUUACCUGCGUGGAUGUCUUCUUUUUCAGCAAUAACCAUGAAUGAAUUGCAUGUUGCUUGCUUCAUCUUGUAAGAAAUUUUUUUUUUUGCACAUUCUUUACAUACUGUAAAAAAAAAAACACCCACCCUGUUUUAUUUAGUUAGGCUUUCACUGAAAUGUGAAUAAACUGGACAUCAAGUGAA